Molecule: messenger RNA, 4170 nt
Organism: [Torrubiella] hemipterigena
Lineage: Eukaryota; Fungi; Ascomycota; Sordariomycetes; Hypocreales; Clavicipitaceae
Source: the annotation of a GenBank genome assembly
UCACAUCACUGACGAAAAAAAAACUGCUCCUCACCAACAUCGCCAUUCACCAUUUUCACAUCGCGCAAUGAGGCGACAUGGUUAAAAGAUAAUCCAGCGACCUUGCCAAUUACCCAAGAAGCCGCAAGAUUGCCACACAGAGCGUCGUUUAUGUCCCAAACGCGCCAUGCGGGCAUCUCUCCCGCAACGGUCGAGUCUGUUGCCGGCCUCAGCGCCGGCAUUGUUUCGACCCUCGUCGUACAUCCCCUCGACAUUGUAAAGACUCGUAUGCAGUUGUAUCGAAGCAUCGGCAAAGCAUCUCUCUCUUCUCCCCCUACGACCGUUGCUCUCCUCCGUUCCCUCUACGCAAAUCCUCGACCGGUUGCGACAUUAUACCGAGGCCUGACGCCGAAUUUACUUGGAAAUGCCGUCAGCUGGGCGUCUUUCUUCUUCUUCAAAUCCCGCUUUGAGAGCGCUAUAUCCAUGUUCCGCGGUCACGGCGGCCGGCUGUCUGCCAGUGAUUAUUUUGCUGCCAGUGCUCUAGCUGGAGCGUCGACGUCGCUGCUCACAAAUCCUAUUUGGGUGCUCAAGACGCGCAUGCUGUCGUCGGAUAGAGGUACUCGCGGAGCCUAUCCGUCCAUGAUGGCCGGCGCCAAGUCGAUAUACGCGACAGAGGGCAUCCGUGGCUUCUACCGCGGCCUUGCUGUCUCGCUUGUUGGUGUUUCUCACGGUGCAGUCCAGUUUGCAGUGUACGAGCCUGCAAAGCGCAUGUACUAUGCCCAUCGGGAAUCGGUGCGCGGCAUCGACUCGUCGGCCCCAAUCACACCAGAAGCAACCGUGGUGAUAUCAAGCUGCGCCAAGCUGAUUGCUGGUGCAGUCACAUACCCGUACCAGGUUGUUCGAAGCCGGCUGCAAAACUACCAUGCUGAUGAGCAGUUUGGUCGUGGCUUGCGGGCGGUUGUACAACGCAUUUGGCGAGAAGAGGGCGCAAAAGGAUUCUACAGAGGCAUCGUUCCCGGCGUUGCGAGAGUCAUGCCUGCGACAUGGGUAACAUUCUUGGUAUAUGAAAACGUCAAGUUCCAUUUACCUAGAAUGUUGGCUUCGUAAACUGACAAUGAUAUCAGAGGAAAAGGUGUUUGAGUUUGCUGUGAGAUGGCAAGAAGAGCUGUCUACGACUUUGGAAUACAGCUAUUUGGGUUCUUCAAUGGUAAUAUACAUACGGCGAAACGGUACAAAUGGAAUUGGGACAGUUUUUAUAGUCAUGUUAUGUUAAUAUAGAUUUGAUAGACGCUCACCCGUAGCGAGAUUUCAACUACGGCUACAUGAUGGAACACAUCAACGCCUGUAUAUCUGUACAUAUAGUCAAAUACACACAAAAUGCAUUAGUUUCUAAACCGUUCAGCCUUUCUUGUAUCUCGUAGUUGGGACGAAUGAUAGCGAGGACUCAUAAACAACCUCUAUCGGAUCUGGCGCUCCGUUCAAGCUACCCAUUGCCUCAGUCCGACGAGUGGCUGUUACAAAUUACAUUCGGACUACAUGGGGUGAAUUGCAAUAUCAGACCAUCUACGGCUUAAUCAUUGAGUCUUUUGAAAGUGAUCCAAAUCUCUACCUUUCAAUCCUGGGAAAUGAAAGCAGUUUCACCUUACACUUCGAGGCCUGGGAUACAGCCAAAACCUGGCCCAUGGGCACCAGAGCGUGGAAUAGUCUAGACUGACGUAGAACGGGACAAGUUGCCACCACAGCCAGUUGGAUUUACUGCGGGUUACAGGAACAUGACAAAUGGUGUUUAAUCGGGCGGCAUAUGGGCUAGUGGUGGCAAACAAGUUGCUCGCAUGACUCCCUAUCUUGUGUUGAAUGCCACACAUUGUUGAGAAUCACUGGAAAGGUCAUCCUUUGGCAAUUAUGCACAGGUUGCCCGAGGUGGGAAGGUCUCAGCCUCCAAUGGGUUGCGUAUCAGGUGCGCCUCAACGAUGACCCUGAGAAAUUUCGUGGCUUUGGGACAGUCCCUGAAAAAAGCCAGGUACCUCGCAGAGUACGCAGCCAUGCGGGUUGAUGGACGGCAAGUACUCUGAAAAGUUUUGCCUCGUCAUUCUAACCGAUGAGAAGGUACACUCGCGGCAGGGGAGCCCCGAAUGGGGGGUACCAGUCGGGUCGAUGCAUUUGAAACUGAGAUAUGAUAGUCUGGUGUGGCAUAUGCAGUAAUUGCCCGGUACCUGAGUGCGUAGAGAAAAAUUACUGAUACCGAGUGCAAAUACUGGUUGUGAUACGCAAGCCAUCUGCAGGACUGAAAGAAGAAAAUAAAGCCAAGGGGUCCUCAUCCACCUUGGCUGUGUAGCAGGGUGUGAGAAAGGAUUGGGGCAGCAGGCUUGCACGGCGUAAGAGGCGGCUAAGUGACUGAGUUGGCAGAUAGUUAUCCAAAUGUAGCAUCAAAAGGGGAUUGCCGAAGUCAAGUAGUCUAGAUACAGCAAAACUGAUAGCAAAACUGACAGAUCAGCAGCUGCAUGCCGUGGCUCGAACGAUGUAGCUGUCCUCUGAAAGUUAAAAGUGUGAGGAUAGAGAUGCCUUAGCAAGACCUGAAUAUUGCCGAGAUGUCCGGGUUUGAACGAGGUCAAGCAGGAGAAAAGACCGCAGUCCAGCCUGUUGGGGGCAAUGGCUAUGCUGGUACCAGACCUGUGGGAAGUCCUAUGCAGUCCGAACGCAUCGAUAGAUAAUUCCAGUUAUUCGGGUAUAACCCACAGCUCUGGUCAGCACCGCACUGUGGCUGCCUGUAAAAUCCUUUCAGAGAGAUCCAUGGCACCAGCCUGUUGGUGGUCCCCGAGAAGCGUGUGCAGCAAGACUGCAGGGCCGCGGGGAGCAAAGUCUUUCUGGCUGCAUUGGUGUGCCUCUGGAGGCUGCGUAGACAGGAUGGCACAUUGGGGGAUGUACCCGACGACUUUGCAUUUUGUUGGUAAUCGCCGGCCAUCAGAGGUACCCAAGUGCAAAUACUAGUGCCGUAGCCAAGUACUGUGCGCAAAUGAUCCCGUCCUGCAGGCUGGCGGGCACCUUAGUUCAUCUUUGUAGCGGUUCCAGAUGGAGUAGUUCAAGAGUGGUAUAGUAUGACUUGCAUGAGAAGCCCUGCAUGGGUGUGUGUGUAAAACGAGAGGGUACGCUUUCCUGCAACCACCCUACCCCACCGGGGCGUUUGGCGACGGAUCGAAGACGGCCGAGAGGUUAAGUACAACGAGAGGCGUUGCGUCUUUGUAGAGAGAAUGAGUAAUUUGUUUAUUCUUCCUUGCUUGGGGCUUGCUGAAGCCUGAGACAGCAUGUCUCGUAUCUUGUGGGUACGGCCAAGAGACAGUGCAUUGUUCCUGCGGCGGCCCAAAGCAAAAAAUGAUCUGAAGGCUGCCCAAGUUAAGCAGGGAGAGAAUUUGGACGCAAGGUACGGGAGUCCCUGAGCAGAUUGAGGGAGCAAGUACCCCAGGUUGACGAGCAUGCGAUCCAAAGCCAUAGCUGGAGCGUCGAAGUGGCGUCUUGAACUUGUGACGAACAAUGAUGGAAGUCUUUGACAAACGACAGCCAUUGUACCACAAAGCAUAGGGUAGUAAACUUAGAGCCCUUCUAUCAAUAUGAUGCAGGCUCGGCAAAUGCACUAGCUCCGGGUGGGUGUCCAGGGAACCCGUCCGAAGCUUAGAGUCGUGCUGUUGGUUACCUUAGCUGGCCCGGCCGGCGUAGCCCACUUGUUACCCGCGAAGCGAAGCCCAGCCGUUGCGAGAGCGCGCGGGGUUAUUUCAGCUGUGUGGUAUAUUGGUGGUCGAUUGACCAAUCCGUUGUAGUGCCGAGCAAACAGUUCUGGGCCGAUGCGAGUUCAUACCCGGGUGGGGGGGACGGAGGGGCAAACGGCUGCGCCGGCCAUAGUUGCGGCAGGCGAUGCGAGGAAUAUGAUGACUGUAAGAAAAGGCCCUAGUGGAGAGGGAACAAGAAGAAGGCCCGCCGUACGGUAGUAGCAGGGAAAAUAGAUACCGGACGCUUGUGGUGGCUGGAGGAGGGAAGAUGGGACAUGCAGUGGGCGAGUGGUGGGAGGGGAAACUUGUUAAUGCUGGAGGGCGUCAGGCUAUAAACAGCGGAUUAAAUCGAUUUUCCGGCCGCCUUCACCUGGCCCUUUUUUGCCGACGCAAGCUGGCGCGCCGCGGGAAAACGCCAACGCCAACACAG